Molecule: messenger RNA, 735 nt
Organism: Cooperia oncophora
Lineage: Eukaryota; Metazoa; Nematoda; Chromadorea; Rhabditida; Trichostrongylidae
Source: the annotation of a GenBank genome assembly
CUGAAGAGGCUUUCAGCAAACCUUAGAAAAUUGGAACUCCUAACCGUCAUUUGGUACUGGAUCGCGCCAAGCGGAUCGUUAUAUAAGCAAACCAUUCCUGCGAAUUUUUCCCUACCGACAAUGAAUUUACUUGUUUCAGAUAACAGUUGCGGUCCCAUCAAUAUUGAAUAUCCAGAAUACUUGACAAAGACGUCGUCAAUGUAUUCGGCUUAUUUGCAAGGAGAUGUAGCACGAUUCGAAUGCGUUCAAUCACAUUGGAUCAAAGGUGUCCACGAGUACAAAUGUGGCAUCGUGGUCGACUAUAAUCGUCCAAAUGAGUACCGGUUCGAAUGGAACAAGGGCGAGCAACCAUGGUGCCGAUCGCGUGAAAAGGAAAACUUCUUCAUUUGGCUCAGUGCUAUUUUAGGAACCAUUGCAAUCAUUAUGGCCAUCAUUUUCAUCUUCCUCUGUUGUUGGUGUGUAAAACAGCAAAAACGCGAGGAAAAACGAGGAACUGUGUACGGUAAUGGAAAUAGCCGAUCGGCAUCGUUUACUCGGAAGAAAUUCGGCACGCCGUCAUUCGAAUCAGAGCCGUUACAAGAAAAACCUCGAUAUAGCGACAUAAUGGGAAGGGAGAGCAGUUCCUAUCGUACUAGUCCUGCACCGGCCAAAGCUGGUUACAGGUUAGAAGAACACCUUCCAAUGCCAUCCCAUGUGUCAACACCAGAAUCUGCGGCCGUUCGACCAGGGAAGUAA